Molecule: messenger RNA, 267 nt
Organism: Pieris macdunnoughi
Lineage: Eukaryota; Metazoa; Arthropoda; Insecta; Lepidoptera; Pieridae
Source: the annotation of a GenBank genome assembly
AUGCCAAAAGCGCAAUAUACGCAAAAGUUCCGGGAUUGUUGGUUACGGGACUCCCAAUUAAAGGACUGGCUGCAAGUGAUAGAAAGUACAGCUGGUCCAAUUGCAAAGUGCAGAUUAUGUGGCUCUGUAUUGAGAAAUCAUUACGGAGAUUUAAAGAAUCACGGAUUAUCGAAAAAACACUUGCAAAAUUCAAAGAUUAUAGCUACGCAACCAAAGUUGCCUUUUAAACGAGAAGGCGUGGGAAAAAGAAAGAAGAAGCUAGGCUAG